CAUGGAGUACAGCAAAUAGCCUGAUUCACUCUGCAUUUCAAGCCCUCAUUCACUUUUUUGGACAUUUUUGUAUUCCGGACACAAAUGAUGAACUGUCCCGCGUAGAUGUCAGUCUACAGGACUCACUCACGUACGUUUGACACAUUUCCAAAAAUCGUCCGAAAGCAAAGUGUUUACUAGCUUACUUAAAGGUUACAACAACCGUGCUAAAAAGCAGUUAACUGCACAACUGUUGAAACUCUCCAAAACUACCGGUUUCCUCAAAAACGCGGUGUCUUCUCGUCUGUUUCAAUAACCGGAGGAAGAUUUGAAUCCUCGACAGUUUCGGUGAGAGUAAUUAGCAAGUUGUUGACCGGCGGGGUUAUCGGGUGAAAGGUGACAUCGCUUUCAGUCUGUUGACUCGUAGAAUGCACAAUGCGGCGAGUGUCUCAGCCUCUUUGGGGUCCGUGGGACUCUUGCGUCUCUUCGGGGUGUCCUGGUCCUGGAGUCUGGCAGCGGGCCUUGGGGUUUAUCUGGGCACACGGAGCUGGAAAUACUUCUACAUCGCAGCACGCACAGCCAAGAGAGACCUCAAUGGCCUGUAUGUGCUGUUGAGAGUGAAGCUGGAUUUGUGGCGCUACAUGCGCAAUGGAAGUAACAUUCCUUCCAUUUUCACCCAGACGGUAAAACAUUACCCAAAUAAACCAGCACUGAUCUAUGAGGCCACAGGGGAAACAUGGACGUUCACCCAGCUGGACGAGCUGUCUAACGCGGUGGCCCACUGGGCAAGAGGUCAGGGGUGGGUCUCGGGGGAUGUGGUGGCCCUCUUUAUGGAAAGCAGGCCGUUGCAGGUGGCGCUUUGGCUGGGCUUGGCCAAGGUCGGGGUGGAAGCUGCACUCAUUAACUUCAACCUCCGCCAUGACUCCCUGCUGCACUGUAUCGGCGCGUCGGGAUCUCGGGCUGUUGUGUUUGGAGCUGAGCUUGCUGACGCCAUGUUGGAGGUCAGUUCCUCCUUCAGCCAGUCGAUGGUACGGUUUAGUACAGGUGACCUCAGUGCAGAACAUCUGGCCCGACUGAGUGCACAAUCCCUGGACCCAAUUCUAGCCUCUUCACCUCGACAUGCCCCUGCACCGUGUGUUCCCCCCAAAGGCAUGAACGACCGUCUAUUUUAUAUUUACACCUCCGGCACAACAGGACUGCCCAAGGCUGCCAUUGUGGUACACAGUCGUUACUACAGAAUUGCUGCUUUUGGGUAUUUCGCCUUUCGCAUGAACCCUGCUGACAUCAUCUAUGACUGUCUGCCUCUCUAUCACUCAGCAGGUAAUAUCAUGGGAGUCGGUCAGUGUCUGAUCCACGGCCUCACUGUAGUAGUAAAGAAGAAAUUCUCUGCCAGCCGCUUCUGGGAAGAUUGCAUUAAGUACAACUGCACUGUGGUGCAGUAUAUCGGGGAAAUCUGUCGCUACCUCCUCUCUCAGCCAGUGCGGCCAUCAGAAAAAGGCCACAAAGUUCGUCUGGCAGUGGGAAACGGCUUGCGCCCCAGUGUGUGGGAGGCCUUCACAGAGCGUUUUGGCGUGGCGCAGAUUGGCGAGUUCUACGGAGCAACUGAGUGCAACUGCAGCAUUGCCAACAUGGAUGGCAAGGUUGGAGCAUGUGGGUUCAACAGUCGCAUCCUCCCCAACGUGUACCCAAUCCGUCUGGUGCGGGUGGACGAGGACAGCUUGGAGCUGGUUCGUGACAGCCGGGGGCUCUGUGUGCCAUGCCGCCCUGGGGAGCCAGGGCUUCUGGUGGGUCGUAUCAACCAGCAGGACCCAUUACGACGUUUUGACGGCUACGCUAACCAGGAUGCUACGCGGAAGAAGAUAGCUCAUGAUGUCUUCAAGAAAAAUGAUUCUGCAUAUUUAUCAGGUGAUGUACUGGUGAUGGAUGACAUGGGCUACAUGUACUUCCGUGAUCGUGGCGGAGACACGUUCCGCUGGCGAGGAGAAAAUGUCUCCACCACCGAGGUAGAGGGCGUACUCAGCAGUCUUCUGGGUCAGACUGAUGUGGCUGUGUAUGGCGUGGCAGUGCAAGGUGAUGGUUCAUUUUGUGUGCUUUGGGACUAUAAUUGUGAUUUCUCUUUAAUGCAUUUUGCUUUUGCAUGUACUCACUACUUGACAAGCUUUUAUCUCUGUGUGUCUUGUCAGGUGUGGAGGGUAAGGCGGGCAUGGCAGCCAUUGCAGACACGACAGGGAGUUUUGACUGUAAUAGUUUCUUGCAAAAAGUCCAGCAAGCACUUCCUUCGUAUGCCCGCCCUGUGUUCCUGCGAAUCUCCCCACACGUGGACACCACAGGUACAUUUAAAAUCCAGAAAACCAGGCUGCAGAGGGAGGGAUACGACCCUCGUCUCACCACUGACCAGAUUUACUUUUUGAACACUAGAGCUGCAUGUUAUGAGGCUGUAGACGAGGAGCUGUACAAUGCCAUAGCAGAGGGAAGAAUGUCUCUAUGAGAUGGAGGCUGUAGCAGGGCAGACAUGGUGCCUCAGUGAAAGACACGCUGUAGAGAAAGGAUACGCUGGUGUCAGGUCAGUACGUCUUAAAGCACCACCUGUCUGGAUUUUAACCUUUCAGGGUGAGAGGACUACUUACAUAGGCAGCGUAUUGUUACAGACGAUUUUUAACACUGUAUGAGUAACACACAAAGACUUAAUGUGAGGGCAUUUACUCCCUUUAAUAACAUGUUAUAAUUAUUAAAUGAACACCUCAAGCCUUUGAGCAUCACCGCACAUGCAGUGGGUUUCUCCCACAACCCAACUGAAACAGGAUACAUGUGAAAGUAGUGUUAGGACAGCAAAGGUAGAAUCAGGUCAAGCUGUUACUGGGUAUAUACCCAUUUAUGAAAAGUGCUGCAAGGAUAAUUCUUUGUAGGUUUAAGCAAUACUUGAGUGUGAAGCUAUGAAGUUACUGAUGUUUGUUUGGAUUAAGCUGAAAGACAAGACUUGAACAUGCAAUACAUGUGGCUACUAGAUCAAACACUAACCAUAGAGUCUUAGUUUUAAUGCAAUAGAAAACUAAUCUCACUUGUCAUAUCUGAACCUCCGAAGAACACUGGCACAGGUUUGCAAAUACACGCAAGUUCUUACUGUAUGUGCCUUAUAUGAAACGACGGAUCCGUGUUUCAGUUUUUAAAUGCAUUUCAUGGAAAGGAGCUCAACAGAUUGUGGAAAUCACAGUAGUGAUUUUUUUUUUUUCGUGCAAAGCUGAGUCACACAAAGUGACUGUCGUUUUAUGUACAAACUUAUCAGUGUAGUAAUAUAUGGGUGUUAAAGCUAUAUACAAUUUCAGAUCAAUAUCCAGACAACAAUUCUGUUGAAGCUAACUCAAAUUAAAUAUUUUAAAACA
This is a messenger RNA of Plectropomus leopardus (leopard coralgrouper), 3359 nucleotides long. Lineage: Eukaryota; Metazoa; Chordata; Actinopteri; Perciformes; Serranidae. The record is from RefSeq and is a predicted model, not a curated record.